AUGGGAGUAUCGCUCCUGUCACUCCUGGUUGGUGUGCAGGUCGAUGCCCACGGCGAUUCGCCAGAAGGCUUCGUGUGGAUGAGCCAGGGCUUCGGUUUGCCACCUACUUGGCUGUCCGCGAUUCCGGAGAUGCCGGAGACCUGGCUGGUCUGGGGAAGCUUCGGCCUUUGCGACCGGACACUGGACCGGCCUCGUUUCCUCCACGUUUGUCUGCCCGAAGUCGAUUGGUCUUUCGGCCGCCCCGUCCGAGGCAACAUGACCUACACCCCAGGUCGCAAUCUGCUUUACCAGCACGCUCUUAAGCUGGAGCUGGAGGAAAGCAUGCACUUUCUGUACUUCAUCUUGGCAGAUGACAGUGGAGAGUUUAUCUUCCGAAAUUGCUCCCCUCUGUCUUGUGGGAACAGUGAUGUUCUGCCAGCGCCUUUCGAGUCUCCUGCUUCUUUUUUCCACCGACUACUGGUUUCAGACGUGCCGGCCAUUGCAACACCCGUUUUCGGUAUUGAUGAUGCAGACUGUGUGGGCGCCGCUGAUAUGCGUGUUUGCACGUCUACCAUCGAUCACAAGGUGAUAGCAUUGCACUGGUCGGUACAUCCAGCACUGUUGCCGUAUGAGGAGAGUUUUGAGCAAAUCUCACUGUUUGCAUCGCAGUGCAUCGUGAAUGAGCUGGCAGAUGCAUCUUUCCGCGGGUAUUCGGUGCACUACCGCAUGUUUCAACGGCCAACCACCUCCAAAUCAUCGUUCCCAUCCAUGCGUCCUCACUAUGUCCGAAGUUUAGAGCCUUGUUUGCCACAGGUGCUAUCGAACGGAUCCUUUGCUGACAGCGCCGUCGUGAAGUGGCUACGUCCGCAGUUGCGUGCUUGUGCCACAGAACGGCUUGGUCCUUCCUUCCUGCUUCAGUCAGAGUGCGAAACUAGCUCUUCCCCGGAUGAGGGGUGCAAUCUGCCGAAACGCCCCUUCGACUACAGACAGGUGGUGUGUGCCUCUCCAUGGGCCAAGCGGGAAGACUGUCAUGCAGACGCCGCAGAGGGCAAACUCCGGCCUCCCCGUCCCUCAGGUGUGCACCACGUGCUGCGUCUGCAGCGCUCCUUCGGAGCAGGUGAACCGAGAAGAGCUCCAUCCAAAGAACCGGGCAUCUGUGCGAGUGACGCGAGUGGCUCCUGCUUCUCAAACCCCAGCUGUGCUUUGGAGCUGCUUUGUGCAGCCGGGAUGCAGAACUUCAGCCGACUCCUGGACGCCCGCACUCAAAGUCUCGACUCGAGUUUGGACUUGCUGGACUCGUUGGCAGUGUGCUGGAAAGUCGCCGAGCCGCAUCUACAGAGGCUGCUGCGAGUGGAGCGGCGCGAGGUGGAUCACGAGUGUGAUGCUUGUGUGGCCGUUCUGCUGGGUGCAUAUGUAGAUCCUGAGUUUCUAUCUGCUGGCCUGAGCACGGAUGUAGCAGCAAACACCACACGCCAGUCUUUCUGGAACUGGUGGUGGUGUGUCGUGGCCUUCCUACACCGGUCACAGAUCCGACUCUUUGCUUCUGGUUCAGUGGCGCCCUUCGACAUGCUGCUGUUUCUAACAGAGAAGCUUCUGCCCGCAGAGAAGAGGCCCGGGAUUGAUGCAUUUUCCACCGCAGAUGCCUUGGACCAGCUGGCGUCAGUGGACCGGCCUUUCGCGGUCAACGAACCUGCAUCGAAGUGCCAGAUGGGGCUGGCGGUUCGGCAUCUCCUGGAUGCGCUGCAGGACGCCCGGUGGGCUUCGGGUCAUGUCUUUGCUGCCCAGCACUACCUGGCACAUUGUGACCUUCUGGAGCUUGCGCACCCUAUGUCGGCAUACGUCUGGCACCUGUUUGCAUCAGUGGGGCGCAGAUGCAUGAACACCCGGUAUGUACAGCAUCCAACUCCCCCAGAAUGCGGUAGCAGAUUCCGGCUUGUUCGGAGGUUUCGGGCCAAAAGCCCACAUAAACUUGCCCCAAGAAUCCAGCGGACUAGUGUUCAUCCGACGACAAAGAUCCUGAGCAGCCUCAUGUAG
This is a messenger RNA of Symbiodinium necroappetens, 2013 nucleotides long. The record is from the annotation of a GenBank genome assembly. NCBI's taxonomy places the organism in Eukaryota, Dinophyceae, Suessiales, Symbiodiniaceae.